GCCCCGCUGUAAGUGAUGCCGCACUAAGGAACACUUUCACCCAAACUCCUUUGGGGGACAGAACACUACCCAGGCUACAGUUCAUUUAUGUGUUAUUUUUUGUUGUUGCUGUAUAAUAACCUUUACAAAAAUGAAAACAGUUUUUGUCAGAAUUGAAGUUUUCAGACAUCGUACCAAACUGUUUCAUUUUUGCGCGUUCUUGGAUGGAAGUUUAUGCGCUUGGAAGCUUUAACACAUGCUGAGUGAAACGAUCUUCCAUACAAGCGGUUUUCACCAUUUAUAUCAGGAGAAAACAUUUAAAAAACACACACACACACGUAGGGCUAGGGCUAUUUCAUGUGACUCAAUCAACUUGGACCAUCAGCAUCUCUCCUGCCGCACCGUAAUUGAACCACGCUUAACUCAAGAUAUCCGAAGAGGAUUUACGUCGGCUCUUCGAGUUACAAAGUUAUUCCGCAAGCAAUGCUUUUUUUGCCUUUCGAAUGUGGACCAUAGACUUUUUAUGACAUGGAUCAUUUUCUGUAGCGGAUAACCCUAUUUAUUUGCGUUAUAUUUGAUUCCCGCUACCAGAACAGGAUCUUUUUCUCUCCUCUAUUCCACUUCAGUGUAAUUCUAUGGCACUUCUUCUAAAGCAGUGAUGUCGCUACGUGACGGGAAUUGCGAUUGAUUUGACAUAUUCUGUUUCAAAGGGAUAUAAGAGUUGCAUCCUUACAAGGAAAGCUCCCAUCCUCUAUGAUUAUGGACUUAGCAGGUCAGACUCAUGUGUUGGUGGUGUUGCUCACCUGCCUGGUCAUGCUGUCCUGGGCCCAAGAGAAGGACUACACGGUGAGGGAGGAACAGCCCGAGAAUGUCCGCAUCGGGAACCUACGGAAGGACUUGGACCUGAACCUUGACCCUGACUUCAAGCUGACCUCGCCACUGCAGUUUAAGCCUGUCUACAAAACGGGCGAUGUGCCUUUGGUGAGGGUAGAGGCCAACACCGGGGAGAUCUUCACCACGGCUCACCGCAUCGACCGCGAGAAGCUCUGCUCGGGAGUAUUCAGCGAGAAGCGCUGCUUCUACGAGAUCGAGGUCGCCGUUCUGCCUGACGAGAUCUUCCGUCUGGUCAAGAUCCGGUUCCUGAUUGAGGACAUCAAUGACAACGCUCCACUCUUCCAGUCCACCGUAAUAAACAUCUCCAUCCCAGAGAACACUGCCAUCAACACCCGGUACCCCGUGCCCUCUGCAUUUGACCCAGAUGUGGGGAUCAAUGGGAUCCAACACUAUGAACUUGUCAAGAGUGUGAGUGAGUUUGGCCUGGACAUCAUCGAGACCCCAGAGGGAGACAGAUGGCCUCAGCUGAUCGUCCAGCAGAGCCUGGACCGCGAGCAGAAGGACACCUUCGUCAUGAAGAUCAAGGUGGAGGACGGAGGAACGCCACCCAAGUCCAGCACGGCCAUCCUCCAGGUUACCAUCUCCGACGUCAACGACAAUCGACCGGUCUUCAAGGACAGUGAGGUGGAGGUGAACAUCCCCGAGAACGCCCCCAUAGGAACCUCCGUCACCCAACUCCACGCCACAGACGCAGACCUCGGCUCCAACGCCCAGAUCCACUUCUCCUUCUCUAAUCAGAUCUCCUCAUCCACCAAGAGGCAUUUUUCUAUCGACAGCACCACCGGGCUGAUCACUGUCAAGCAGCCCUUAGACAGAGAAGCCACUCCAGUCCACAAACUCAUUGUCCUGGCCAGCGACGGCAGCUCCACCCCCUCCAGAGCUGCUGUUAUCGUCAACGUAAUGGACAUUAAUGACAAUGUUCCGUCCAUAGACACUCGGUACAUAAUGAACCUUGUAAAUGGAACGGUUCUACUGUCGGAGAAUGCUCCUCUCAACACAAAAAUAGCCCUAAUUACAGUGACGGACAAGGACUCUGAUCUGAACGGAAAAGUGACUUGUUAUACUGACCACGAUGUUCCUUUCAGGUUAAAGCCCGUCUUUAAUGACCAGUUCCUGCUGGAGACUGCGGCCCCCCUAGAUUACGAAACAACCAGGGAAUAUGCAAUUAAGAUAGUAGCGUCGGAUUCUGGGAAGCCUCCUUUGAACACGUCAGCGAUGGUUUUAAUUAAAAUUAAGGAUGAGAAUGACAACGCUCCCAUCUUCCCUCAGCCUGAGAUUCAGCUGUCCAUACCAGAGAACAAUGAUCCAUCCACGCAGCUCAUAAAGAUCAGUGCCAUGGACGCAGACAGCGGACAUAAUGCAGAGAUUAUUUAUUCUCUUGGCCCUGACGCUCCUGAUGGGUUUAACAUAGAUCGACGGUCAGGAAUCCUCUCCGUUGGCAAACGCCUGGACAGAGAGAAGCAGGAGAAGUAUUCGUUCACUGUCAUGGCGAGGGACAAUGGGUCUACUUCCCUGCAGAGCAAUGUCACAGUGAGGUUAAUAGUGCAGGACCUCAACGACAACAGCCCAGCUUUCACCCAUCCUGAGUAUAACUUCUACGUGCCUGAGAACCUGCCUCUGUACGGGACCGUGGGCCUGAUCACCGUCACAGAUUCAGACGCAGGUGACAACUCCGUCAUAACACUGUCCAUCCUGAACGGGAAAGACAAUUUCAUUAUUGAUCCCCAGACCGGUGUGAUCAAACCCAACAUCACGUUUGAUAGAGAGCAGCAAAGCUCAUACACUUUUAUGGUGAAGGCUAUAGACGGAGGGCAACCACCCAGCACUUCAUACGCCAAGGUCACCAUAAAUGUUGUGGAUGUCAAUGACAAUCGACCCGUUUUUGUUAUCCCCUCAUCCAACUACUCUUACGAUCUGGUCCAGUCUACCACCAGCCCUGGGUCUGUGGUCACCAGAGUGUUCGCUAUAGACAAUGACACUGGCAUGAAUGCUGAGCUGCAGUACAGUUUCAUUGGGGGAUCACCAAGAGGGCUGUUUUCCAUAGACAAAACAACUGGUAAUAUAACUCUGCAGGAGAAGAUAGUCUCAGCCGAUCAGGGUUUACACAGGCUAGUGGUGAAAGUCAAAGACCUGGGCCAGCCAGAGUCCUUACACGCAAUCGCUCUCAUUCACCUGUUCAUUAACGAGACUGUAUCCAACGCUACGUUCAUUCUAGAGCAGCUACGUAAGAGCUUGGAGACUCCAUUGGACCGUAACGUGGGAGACAGUGAGGUCACACCCCAAGCCAACGGAUACGUGAUUGUUGUCAUCGCAAUUAUAGCUGGGACUAUGACAGUCAUCUUAGUCAUCUUCGUGACGGCCUUGGUGCGCUGCCGUCAGACUCCCAGGCACAAAGUGGUGCAGAAGGGCAAGCAGAGCGGCGAGUGGGUGUCGCCCAACCAGGAGAACCGUCAAAUCAAGAAGAAAAAGAAGAAAAAGAAGAGAUCCCCUAAGAGCCUCCUCUUGAACUUUGUCAGCAUAGAAGAAUCCAAGCCUGAUGAUCCCAGCCAGGAGCACAUUAAUGGAACCCUGGACCUGCCUGUGGAGCUAGAUGAGCAGACCAUGGGGAAAUAUAACUGGGCCACUACUCCGACCACCUUCAAACCUGACAGCCCAGACUUAGCCAAGCAUUACAAGUCUGCCUCUCCCCAGCCAACCUUCCAAAUCAAACCAGAGACCCCGAUGGCGCCCAAUAAACACCACGUGAUUCAGGAGCUCCCGCUAGACAACACGUUUGUGGUGGGCUGUGACUCGCACUCCAAGUGCUCCUCCACCAGCUCAGACCCGUACUCGGUCUCAGAGUGCAGCUGUCAAGGGGGAUUCAAGACUCCUGGGCAAAUCCACACCAGACAGGAGACGGCACUGAAACCACCCCUCUAUGACACACUCUGUGGCUCAGGUACAAGUCGCUGCCACAGGAUAAAAAUCAAUCUCUAGCUGCCAGUACCUAGAGAGAGAAAGAGAGAGGGAGAGAGAGAGAGAGAGAGAGAGAGGGAGGGAGGAAGGCACAGACGAAGAGGUGAAUCUCAUACUAUACAGUCUCUACAGUCUACAAAAACACCAACCAACAAAAAAGGAAUAUGUUAAUUUCGUUUAUUUAAUUUUUUGUUUGCCGAUAAAGAAAAAAAGUAGAACUUGAAUAAUUUUCACAGAAAUGAAGACACAUUGUUGCCUGCCUGAAACUUGACACAAACUCUCCUUGUGAAUCCUGUAGGAGGUUUGAAAUACAUUACAGAAAGACACCAUUUACAGUAUCUCUUAUUAUAUCUCCUAGACGAUGAUUCACGAUAUAACCCACCCCCAUGUAUACAAAACAUACAGUACAAAUACAAUUAAUAUCUAUUCUGUACUUUAUUCUGUUACGUUUCUGUUUAUAUGUAUUUAUUUAUAUUUAUCACAGAGUUGACUAUGUUUAUAUUUAUUGAUUAUGUUGACUAAAGUUUACAUACCUGGUGUCUGUUGUUAUUUGGGUUUUUUCCCUUGUUUGACUAAAGUUUACAUACCUGGUGUCUGUUGUUAUUUGGGUUUUUUCCUUGCUUUUUAAUCCAUUGAAUUUGCUAUUUUUGGGCUUGCUUGUGGAUAUACUGACUGGCAAUGUGUAAUGCUGCAAGCUAGACCUACUGCUAAUGGGCCUACUACUAAUGGGCCUACUACUAAUGGGUCUACUACUAAUGGGCCUACUACUAAUGGGUCUACUAUUAAUGGGUCUACUACUAAUGGGCCUACUACUAAUGGGCCUACUA
This is a messenger RNA of Oncorhynchus gorbuscha (pink salmon), 4655 nucleotides long. Its product is annotated as protocadherin-11 X-linked-like. The transcript has 4 exons. Bases 733 to 3849 code for a protein of 1038 amino acids. Gene Ontology annotation, cellular component: plasma membrane. Gene Ontology annotation, molecular function: calcium ion binding. The record is from RefSeq and is a predicted model, not a curated record. Gene Ontology annotation, biological process: homophilic cell-cell adhesion. NCBI's taxonomy places the organism in Eukaryota, Metazoa, Chordata, Actinopteri, Salmoniformes, Salmonidae.